GUCGUCUCCGGCGCUAUGGACGCCGCUGUUCCCGUCGCAGAUCGUUGUCGCUCUGCUUCCACCACUAUCAAUGGCACCCUUCUCAAUUGCCUCACGUGUCACUCCAGCGGCUAAAGAGGGUCAGGCUUCCUCGACAUAUUCCACGGUCGCAGAUGAUGACUGGACCGUCGUCGCAUUGCCAAACGGAGGAUACGUCCUCACGCUUGUUCUCGAAGCGUCCAUCAAGCACCAAAGCGGUACCGACCAACCGGACCCUCUGCAUAUCUCCGCGCACUUCCUGCAGCCCACGAAGAUAAAGACGCCGACCGAAAUUCAAGUGAGGGUCCUCAAGGCGGGGCGGAACUAUGUGAAUAUCUUGGCAGACCUCGUGCAAGCAGGCCGCGCAUGCGUAACGACUCAUAUCAUCUUCGGCAAGGUCCCCGUCCGCUCGCACCCAAUCAUCGCACCCUCAACAGGCUAUGCGCGCCGCCUGCCCCUGCUUCUCGACCACCCUUCGCUGCUCAAGCCGACACACAUGCCCUCCGCCUACGUAUUCUCGAAGCACCUGCAAUGGUCCGAGGACUCAGUCUUAAAGAAACAGAACGAGGCGAAUCAUGCGCGGACACCGGGCGGCGGGGUCGCGCUUUGGGGCGCCUGGAUCGAGCUGAAAGGAGAGAGCGAGCGGGUGACACCGGCCUCGCUGGCCUUCUUCGCAGAUUGCAUACACAACAUGGCGACGCUGUACCCGUCGUAUGUCACGGGUAUCGAUCUGUCCAAAGGACUCUGGUCACCUACGUUGACAAUGAGCUUGGAAUACAAAACGCCCAUUCCCUCUCCCUCGGAUGGAUACGCCUCACGGACCGUCGGGGUCUAUGUCAAGAGCGGAUACCUGGCCGAUCCGCAAAACAGACACAACAGCAUCGUGGAAAUCUGGUCCGCGCCGUCGAACAUUGGAGAGGGGAAGAUAGAUGAAGACUGGCAGGGCGCACAAGUGUGCCUGGCCACUGGGUCGCAGAUGCAGCUGAUGGUCGAUGGUGCUGUCAACAAGAAAGCUGGAAGAGCGAACUUGUGAUUACUUUAUUGAGCGGCCAUUCGGAUACUUGGUCUGCAUCUAAUUCGCCUAAUCUGAUCUAAUUUUCGCAUGCUGUUGACCCUUUCAGUCGAGAACCGAAGCCGACGAACCAUCGCCGCUCUUCGAUGCCGUUUCAACACACGACUGCUUGCAGGCUCGAACGGUCUUCGCCGGCGAGAUCAUGCGGCUUAGUAAUCAUGCCACAAGUCAACAUCAUGCAAUGCAUGUCGAUAAGUGAUCCAAAAAUAGCACUCACAUAGAGCCGCGGCCCGAUGCGCACCAGGCGAGAAGCCGCUCGGCGUUGGCCUACAGCCACUUCGUACAUAUCUGCACCAAGCGGCACCCGUCGUUACUGAUACUGGGGAAGAUCUCUCACGGCUUCCUCGCCCCCCUGACGACGCAGCGACAACGACUCGGGAUAUCGCACUAUGUGCAUGGAGCAACGAAAGCAUCUCCGAUGCGCAUCCGGGACCGUCGUGCUUCUCACUCUCCACAUGCCCCAACGCAGCAUGUGUAAUUGUCUCAAGAUAUGUCCGCCUAUAAGAAUGCGACGCAAGAGCACACGACGGCAAGCUUCGCAAGACGCUCGCCCCUGGAAAUGCUCGCUCUCGCGUUCCUCACUGUCGCACUGACCUUGGUGUCUGCAACACCGCUGUUGGACAACUACGUCGUGCAUGAGAGCAGAGAAGCGGCUCCGCAAGGCUUUGUCGUUUCCAGCGUCGCGCCUGGGGAGACGAAUCUCGAACUCAGAAUCAACUUGGCCCAGAACAACAUCGCGGGAUUGGAGUCUCGUCUGCUGGCGGCUGCCACCCCGGGGAGUGAUACCUACGGACAGUGGCUCUCUGCAGACGAGGUAAACACAUUCUCCACACCAUCUGCAGAGACGUCUGCGGCGGUUUCUGCGUGGCUUUCGUCGCACGGUGUCCAGUCAACCAAGUCCUCACCUUCCGGCGACUGGAUCUCCGUCAACGUCCCCGUUUCGAAGGCGAAUGAGCUGCUGGGCGCCGACUACCAUGUCUUUACCCACACUGCGAGCGGCAAGACGUCGAUCCGCACGCUCUCGUACUCGAUCCCUGCCUCGCUGAAGGACCACAUCAAUGUCGUGACGCCGACCACGAGCUUCAGCCGUCCCCGCCAGGCGCUGUCCGUCACAGCCAUCAAGAGCGAGCCGCAGGAACGGGCCAAUAUUUCCUCCGACGCUGUGCCCUCCUCCUGCAAAAAGACGAUGACCCCAACCUGCUUGCAGGCGAUGUACAAUAUCCCGACGACCCCUGCGACGAGCAAGUCCGGGUCGAUUGGCGUGGCCGGGUUUGACGACCAAUGGGCUAGCAAAGCGGAUUUGACUCAGUUCCUCAAGGCCCAGCGCAAGGACAUGAGCUCCGCUACAUCGUUCGGAUUGACUUCGGUGGACGGCGGCGUCAAUGACCAAACUCAGGGCGAUGCGGGUGACGAGGCCGACUUGGACAUCCAGUAUACUGUUGGACUGGCCACCGGCGUUCCCGUCACCUUUGUCUCGGUUGGUGGGAACAACAAGGACGGCGCUGACGGAGGGUACCUCGAUAUCAUCACGUCUCUCCUUGCCGAAUCUGCGCCGCCUCAAGUGCUGACGACAAGCUACGGCUUCAAUACCGAAGGAGACCUGUCCAAGUCGCACACGGUUGCCAUGUGCAACUCGUACAUGCAGCUGACUGCUCGCGGUGUGUCGAUCCUGUUCGCCAGCGGUGACGGAGGCGUGGCUGCAAGCCCAGGCGAAUCGUGCACGGGCAAGCCUUUCUUCCCAACCUUCCCGACUUGCCCCUACGUCACGCUUGUGGGCGCGACAGCCGGCACACCUGAAACCGGUGCAGGCCUGUCUGCCGGUGGAUUCUCCAACUAUUUCCCCGUCCAGUCCUGGCAGAAAUCGGCCGUCAGUUCAUACAUCAGCUCGAUCGGCACGCAAUACUCUGGCCGAUACAACGCAUCUGGCCGCGGCUUCCCCGACGUCUCCGCUAUCGGCCAGGCUGUUGAGAUCAUAUACAAUGGAUCGGGGGCCAAAGUCGACGGAACGUCCUGCUCGUCGCCCAUCUUCGCGUCCGUCAUCGGGCUGAUCAACGACCGGUUGCUGGCUGCCGGGAAGCCCGUGCUGGGAUUCCUGAACCCCUGGGUGUAUGCUAAUCCGCAGAUGUUCAAUGACAUUACGUCUGGAACAAACCCCGGCUGUGGCACGAAAGGAUUCUCUGCAAAGGCUGGCUGGGACCCCGUCACGGGCAUGGGGUCGCCCAACUUCCCCGCCAUGUUGACUGCUGCUGGUCUUUAAUUUGGUUUUAGAGUAUAUGUACUCGCAUGUAAAAGACGUGUAUCCUUGGUGCCUCAGAGCGAUAGAUGAAUUGACACGGUACCCACUGUCUCUGUGAUGCUCAAGUGCAUGGACCUAGAGCCAUGUCGAUUGCUUAACACAUUCCUCAGUGGAGGAUCCAGA
This is a messenger RNA of Mycena citricolor, 3509 nucleotides long. Lineage: Eukaryota; Fungi; Basidiomycota; Agaricomycetes; Agaricales; Mycenaceae. The record is from the annotation of a GenBank genome assembly.